AUGCAAAGGGACGUAGUGGACUGGGCGGCUCGUCUGGGGCUCCAUAUUCUGAACGUGGGCACAACGAGCACCUGUGUGAGGCCGCAAGGUGAGUCGAUCAUAGACCUCACAUGGUCCUCACCCGCGGCCUCCGGAUGGGUGACAUCCUGGCGGGUGGCGGAGGAGAUGGAGAUCCUCUCCGACCACCUGCCCAUUGAGGUGGAGCGCCGACGAGCCCCCCGGAGGAGGACCGCGGAAGGCCAACGCCCACGAAGAUGGGCCGUCCGGAAACUCGACCCGGACAGGCUCGAGGCAUCCCUGGAGGCAGCUCUCUGGGCUGGGGGGUCCCAACCCAGGGAUAUUGGAGAGGAGGCACUAUGGCUCCGGCGCGCAAUGACUGCCGCCUGCGACAGUGCAAUGCCGAGAGCCACGUACACAGCGCGCAGGAGCGCGUACUGGUGGACGGAGGAGAUCGCGGAGCAGAGGCGAUCCUCCGUCCGCGCCAGACGGGCCCUGCAGCGUGCAAGGAGGAGGAGAGGGACCACGGACGCCCAACUUGAGAACCUCAAUGAGGAGUACAAGGAACUGCGGGCCAGCCUAAGACUGGCCAUAAGAAAAGCCAAGGAGAGGGCGUGGGAGGAAAUGAUCCUCUCCUUGGACGAGGACCCGUGGGGGCGUCCGUAUCGCCUG
Vollenhovia emeryi is the source of this 669-nucleotide messenger RNA. RefSeq lists its product as uncharacterized. NCBI's taxonomy places the organism in Eukaryota, Metazoa, Arthropoda, Insecta, Hymenoptera, Formicidae. Gene Ontology annotation, molecular function: catalytic activity. The annotation marks the transcript as partial. The transcript has a single exon. The record is from RefSeq and is a predicted model, not a curated record.